Toxorhynchites rutilus septentrionalis is the source of this 880-nucleotide messenger RNA. RefSeq lists its product as uncharacterized. The coding region runs from base 46 to 495 and encodes 149 amino acids. The record is from RefSeq and is a predicted model, not a curated record. The transcript has 2 exons. NCBI's taxonomy places the organism in Eukaryota, Metazoa, Arthropoda, Insecta, Diptera, Culicidae.
AACGAAAUUCACGCGGACUGGACGCUAACAGUCGACGAAGCUUCGAUGCGUCAACUAACUAGCACAAACUUCAACAUAAACUUCCGAUUUGGCGAAACUAAGCUGAGGAAAACAAAUCCAAAGCAGCGCCAAGUCAUAAUCCAUAAAAGCUCCGGUGUAUUCAAAGGAGAUCUGGGGCCAAAAAACGAGGAACCUAAAAAUUCCAAAAACCCAGGAAACCUGAAGUCUUCAGAGACUAGUGACUCCAAAAUAGUGGAACCACAAAAAACUCAAGAAGUCGGCAGAAGGGUUUCUGGAAAACCAAAGCGCCCUCGUGAAGAUUCUCCGAAAAACAAGAAGCUUGGCAUCCUGAGUAUUCCCGGCCCAAGCGGUACGAACUCAAUGGUUAUCGCAAACAGGUUAGGAACCUCGAUUGUGCCAAGUAAAAAAGAUGGGACUCCGAUCCUCCCAAAUGAACCACCAGAUCGGAUAACCCAACCUAAUGCAGAACACUAAAGUUCUGCAAAUAAACCUCCACCACGCCAAAGCAGCGUCGAGCGUGCUAUCCAGGAGGUUUACAAAAGACGCUGUGGAUCUAGCUCUUAUACAAGAGCCUUGGGUUCACAAAGGAAGAAUACUAGGUAUUCAAACAGGUUCAUGUAAGUUGUUCUAUGAUGACAAGCAUGACUCCCCAAGAGCUGCUGUCUUAGUAAAUGCAAACAUUAAAUGCUUUCCUAUUACAGAGUUCAUUCAAAGGGACAUCGUCGCGAUCAGAGUGGAAGUUCCUACCGCCAAAGGAAGGGCCGACAUCGUAAUUGCGUCGGCUUACUUUCCAGGCGACGUUCCUGAGGUUCCUCCACGAGAGGUAGCGGCGUUUGUAAACUACUGCAGGGAAAUUAAC